Molecule: messenger RNA, 2381 nt
Organism: Rhineura floridana
Lineage: Eukaryota; Metazoa; Chordata; Lepidosauria; Squamata; Rhineuridae
Gene: PGAM5
Product: PGAM family member 5, mitochondrial serine/threonine protein phosphatase
Exons: 6
Coding region: 224-1174 (316 amino acids)
Biological process (GO): positive regulation of mitochondrial fission
Cellular component (GO): mitochondrion
Source: RefSeq, a predicted model, not a curated record
CUUCAGAAACGCUCUCGCCUCAGGGGCGGAGGAAUCUUGUCCCACGCCGGACUCCGUCCAAGGCGGGAGUCAGCCGCCUUGCUUCGGCAGGGCGGCGCUGUGAGGGGGUGCGGCGCUCGCUGCCGGCUGCUGCCGCUGCCUCCGCCUCCUCCUUCCCUUCCUCAGUUUAUAAGGCCCGGGCGCCGCUUUCGCUCCGGGUUUUGCUUCCUUGUCUCCGACCUCCAUGGCGUUCAGGCGGGUCGUCACGGUGGCUGCCGCCGCCGCUUGCGGGUUGGCGGGCGGCUCUGUCUUCUUCUCCGCCGUGCCAGUGGGGAAGCAGGAGCAAGUAGCUAAGACCGGCGCCGGGGACGCUCUGGAGACCCUGUCGUCGUCUUCGGCUCCUCCGCCAGGGCUGCUGCUCCAGCAGCCUUCGGCGGCUGCCUCCUGCCCUGCCACGGCGCCCGGCUGGCUCGAGAAGCCCAAUGGCUGCGGAUACUGGGACAGCAACUGGGACAGGAGAGAACCACUGGCUCUAAUGAACUUGAAGAAGAAAAAUGAAGAGACUGGGGAAGAGGAGGACUUGUCUCGUCUAGCCCGUUACAAAGCAAAAGCUACCAGGCACAUAUUCCUUGUACGUCAUUCUCAGUACAACUCAGCUGGGCGCUGUGAUAAAGAGAAAAUUCUGACCAAGUUGGGUCGUGAGCAAGCUGAGUUGACAGGGGAAAGGCUUGCAAGCUUGGGACUAAAAUUUGAUAAAAUUGUCCAUUCUUCUAUGCCCAGAGCAACUGAAACAACCAACAUCAUCAGCAAACAUCUUCCUGGGGUGAAGAAAUCGAGCACUGACCUGCUGCGUGAGGGAUCUCCAGUUGAGCCAAAUCCUCCUGGCUCUCACUGGAAGCCAGAAGUUGUGCAGUAUUAUGAAGAUGGGGCUCGCAUUGAAGCUGCCUUCCGAAACUACAUUCAUAGGGCUGAUGUAAAGCAGGAAGAGGAUAGCUAUGAAAUCUUUGUCUGUCAUGCCAAUGUCAUCCGUUACAUAGUUUGCAGAGCAUUACAAUUUCCUCCUGAAGGUUGGCUUCGGAUAUCCCUCAAUAAUGGCAGCAUCACCCACUUGGUAAUCCGUCCUAGUGGCAAAGUGGCGCUUCGAAUGCUUGGCGACACAGGAUUUAUGCCUCCUGAGAAAAUCACACGCUACUGAGUGAGCCUUUUCUGGCAUUAUUUUUGGACUUUCUCUGCACCAGUGCAGCUGUGGUACAAGGCUAUGGCUCAGUAGGAUAUUGAGUUUCACAGCGGUGCUCAACAAAUGCCUCCUCUGUCCCUCCCCCCCACUUCAUUUAUAUGUCAAUAGGAGGGCUGUUCAGCAUAGAGUUCAUGGUGCACUUGGCACAUUCCACUAUGGACGUCUCCUAUGCAGCAUCUGCAAUGCAAUCUCCUUCACGGUUAAAAUGAAUGGAGACAGUGGUACUCGAUGGAAUGAAGAACCUAAAGUGAGCGGUUUAUUCACAUGAGGGUGAUACUUGCCUGGUUGCACUAGGAAAAGGGCCCUGACUUCUAAUCGAAGUAUAUACCUCUAUGUAGAGAGGAUUUCCCACUCCCCCUUUACUGUGGAAAAUGAAGUACAGCAAACAUUGAAAGCCCUUCUUUAUAGCACUGGUAAUCUAGAAGCUUAUUUUUGCUGGACCAGCAAGAGUUCGGGCACAAGUGCUUUCAACAACUGCAAUGUGACUGAGCUUUAGUAACAUAAGAGUUCAACUCUGUUACACUUCUGAAAGUGUUACUUAGAGCAAAGGAUGGAAACUGAAAGUGUGCAAAAGGCAUGUAUUGGAACCCCCCCUCAUUUUGGUGAGAACAAAAGGUAGUGGAACAUCAUAUGGAGACAGCUGAUGUAACAACCCUUCUCAGUGGUAUCCAAGGUGAAGAUAGACUGUCUUAAAGGAGACAGAACUUACUCUGUUCUUCUUACUCCAACAUCAUUCACUUAGCUUGUUUUUUUAUAAAAGUGGGCUCUUCUCAUUUGUCUUAAAAACAUCCCUUUCUCACAACUAAUGUAAAAGCCUACAUUGAACCAAUCUCAAAGGUCUGUACCACUUCACUGUUUACUGGUCAUUUGGCACUGAAGAAAAGCACAUCUGGAGGCACAGGUGCUAAACUAAAUCUAGAACUGAGACUCAUUUUUCCCAUCUCCCCAAGCAUAGCCCAUUCUGUAUCUUCAGCUUGCUUAGUUGUCUAUUUCAUGAUGUAUCAAAGCUACUUUUUGAAAUUGAAGAAUCUACUGCUGGUGAAAUGCUUCUGGGAAAAGGCAUUCUGUACUCAUGGGCCAUGGUGGUGGACUGUUUUUCAAUCAAUGCAAGAAAUUUAACUUAUCUUUGUAAAAUAUCUGCAAAUAUAGAUUUUUAUUAACUUCA